ACAGAUAUCGAUUGAAUAGUGCGCUUCUUCAAGACAACAUGGUUGUUUUCACAAAAGUGCUACCGUUGGUCCUAGGAAUAUUAUGUGCCCAAGUGCAAGCCCAACUAGAAUGUUUCGAAUGUGAUGAUUGUCCAGAUUCCAUGAAUAACCAAGCACUCAUUAGAUUAUGCGAAGACGAGAGCGAAACAUCGACAAUCGGAUCAACAUCACCAGGGCCGGAAAUACAUUCAACAACUUCAGCAAAUACGCCAACAACAGAAGAUAAUUCACCACAUGCUUCACAAACCACAACUCCAUAUUUGGGGACUACAACCCCAACAAAAGGAGAUACACCACCAGGAUCAGAAGGUUCAUCAACAACAUCAGAAAAUGUGUCAGCGUCAACGACCGGGGUAACCACUGAAACAGAAGAUCCACAUUCAACCACGGAUAAUUCCCCAACAACUUCCUACACCACUCCACCAGAUUCGGGAGGCCCCACUACAGAAAAUUCAUCUCCAAAUUCAGAAAAUCCAUCAACAACAUCAGAACAUACAUCAACGGAAACCACCGAAAUAAGUUCCAAACCAGUCACUUCUUCGACUUCAGAGACAACUCAAUCAAAUUCGGAACACACUACAGAAAUUUCAUCACCAAGUUCAGAAAACCCUUCAUCAACAUCGGAAGAUUCGUCAACGACAACGAUUGAGCUAACUUCAGAGUCAGGCGAUCCAGUCUCAUCCACGGAUAAUCCCUCAACAACGGCGGAGACGACAUCAACAGGUUCGGAAAGCACGACUACAGAAGAUUCAUCACCAAGUUCAGAAAACCCAUCAUCAACAUCGGAAGAUUCGUCAACGACAACGACUGAGCUAAUUUCAGAGUCAGGCGAUCCAGUCUCAUCCACGGAUAAUCCCUCAACAACUGCGGAGACGACACCAACAGGUUCGGAAAGCACCACUACAGAAGAUUCAUCACCAAGUUCAGAAAACCCAUCAUCAACAUCGGAAGAUUCGUCAACGACAACGACUGAGCUAACUUCAGAGUCAGGGGAUCCAGUCUCAUCCACGGAUAAUCCCACAACAACUGCGGAGACGGCACCAACAGGUUCGGAAAGCACCACUACAGAAGAUUCAUCACCAAGUUCAGAAAACCCAUCAUCAACAUCGGAAGAUUCGUCAACGACAACGACUGAGCUAACUUCAGAGUCAGACGAUCCAGUCUCAUCCACGGAUAAUCCCUCAACAACUGCGGAGACGACACCAACAGGUUCGGAAAGCACCACUACAGAAGGUUCAUCACCAAGUUCAGAAAACCCAUCAUCAACAUCGGAAGAUUCGUCAACGACAACGACUGAGCUAACUUCAGAGUCAGGCGAUCCAGUCUCAUCCACGGAUAAUCCCUCAACAACUGCGGAGACGACACCAACAGGUUCGGAAAGCACCACUACAGAAGAUUCAUCACCAAGUUCAGAAAACCCAUCAUCAACAUCGGAAGAUUCGUCAACGACAACGACUGAGCUAACUUCAGUGUCAGGCGAUCCAGUCUCAUCCACGGAUAAUCCCUCAACAACUGCGGAGACGACACCAACAGGUUCGGAAAGCACCACUACAGAAGAUUCAUCACCAAGUUCAGAAAACCCAUCAUCAACAUCGGAAGAUUCGUCAACGACAACGACUGAGCUAACUUCAGAGUCAGGCGAUCCAGUCUCAUCCACGGAUAAUCCCUCAACAACUGCGGAGACGACACCAACAGGUUCGGAAAGCACCACUACAGAAGAUUCAUCACCAAGUUCAGAAAACCCAUCAUCAACAUCGGAAGAUUCGUCAACGACAACGACUGAGCUAACUUCAGAGUCAGGCGAUCCAGUCUCAUCCACGGAUAAUCCCUCAACAACUGCGGAGACGACACCAACAGGUUCGGAAAGCACCACUACAGAAGAUUCAUCACCAAGUUCAGAAAACCCAUCAUCAACAUCGGAAGAUUCGUCAACGACAACGACUGAGCUAACUUCAGAUUCAGGGGAUCCAGUCUCAUCCACGGAUAAUCCCUCAACAACUGCAGAGACGACACCAACAGGUUCGGAAAGCACCACUACAGAAGAUUCAUCACCAAGUUCAGAAAACCCUUCACCAACAUCGGAAGAUUCGUCAACGACAACGACUGAGCUAACUUCAGAGUCAGGCGAUCCAGUCUCAUCCACGGAUAAUCCCUCAACAACUGCGGAGACGAUACCAACAGGUUCGGAAAGCACCACUACAGAAGAUUCAUCACCAAGUUCAGAAAACUCAUCAUCAACAUCGGAAGAUUCGUCAACGACAACGACUGAGGUAACUUCAGAGCCUGGCGGUCCAGCCUCACCCACAGAUAACUCGUUAACAACUGCGGAAACCACUACAGAAAAUUCCUCAGCCACAGAAAAUCAGUCAUUAACACCAAGCCGAGUUGUACGGUCAGCACCAAUGAGCGGGCAAGUGGUCCUAGUAGGGAAAUCAAACUAUCCUGAAUUUCUUCAAAUCCCUAAAUCAGUCGCUGGGAGGAAAUUACUAUUUGUUCGACAAAAUGGUAAAUCUUACCAAUGCUAUUCAGUGGAAGUUCAAGGAUCCGACGGGAAGUAUAAAACCAAAAAAGGAUGUACAAGUAGGAACGACUUUUGCAGUCCGGCUGGAAAUAAUACCAGAAACUGCCGUACGUGCGAUACCAGCAAGUGUAAUGGUGGCGCCCAUAUUGUUGUUUCGUUAGUAACUGUGAUAUCAAGUUUGAUUUUGUUACGUAUCUUUGCCUUACAAGUCUAAGGUUGCUUGGAUUCGAGUCUAUCACAUCUGUUUGAAGGUUUUACCAUAAUUUUUACUUUUUAUUUUGCAAUGAUUGAAUGACUGUCAUAUUAAAUUAUUGAAUUAAUAAUAAAG
Messenger RNA from Hermetia illucens (black soldier fly), 2888 nucleotides. Its product is annotated as flocculation protein FLO11-like. The transcript has 5 exons. NCBI's taxonomy places the organism in Eukaryota, Metazoa, Arthropoda, Insecta, Diptera, Stratiomyidae. The record is from RefSeq and is a predicted model, not a curated record. Bases 39 to 2774 code for a protein of 911 amino acids.